GGGAUCUUUCUGAAGCUUUACUUACACAAUUGCAAUUAUUUAAUCGUAAGCGCGCUGGCGAAAUUGAAAGGUUUGAACUUGCAGAUUACAAAAAUAUUCAAUUUAUUAAAGAAAGUGAUGAAGACUAUAAAUCUUUGUCAGAAGCAGACAAACAGAAAGCAAAAGAGUUCGGUCAUACUGUGAUUUGUGACAAGCUUUACAAAAGUGUACCUUUGCUAUUAAGCUCGAAAGUUCGUAAGGGGCUUGAUAUCAUUAUUCAGUAUCGCAAAAAUGCCAAUGUAUCGUCAAAAAAUCCUUUCGUCUUUGGAAUUGCAGGCUAUUACAAAGACGCACAUUUGUGUGCAAGUAGUAUAAUGAGAAAAUUAUCAUCUUUAUGUGGAGCAGAAAAUCCUCACCUACUUCGCGGUACAUUUCUACACAAGCAAAUUGCUACAAAAUGCUCAGAACUGCAGCUCGAUCCAGGACAAACUUCAAAAAUGGCUGAUUAUUUAGGACAUGACGUUACAAUACACAAAAAAGUGUACCAGCAGCGAGCAAAAUCUGACAUAUUAAAUAUGUCUACACUAUUACAGAAUGUCCAAAACUCUGUGAACUCACAUAGAGAUUCUAGUGGCUCCUUGGAAGUAGAUUCUACAAAUAACGUUGAAACCGAAACUUCUGGAGACGCAGGUACACUCAAUUACGAUGAAUCUUACGAUGAUGAUACAAAUAAAAGUCAAAACGACUUUGCGAACUUGAUUAAUGACUCAACGUUAAAUGAGCUGCCACAAUUUCCAAUGAAUAAUGUAGAACAUAAAAAUUACAAUGUUUUGACUAAUCAGAAUAAAAUUAUUCGAACAAGAUGGAGUAAUGAUGAAGUAAACAUCGUUAAAUUGCAUUUUGCUGAAUAUAUUCGAUCACAAACGUAUCCACCUCUCUCUGUAAUUCAAAAGUUCAAAGACAAGUUUAAAAUUUUGCCAAAUCGUAGCGCAGUUGUGAUAAAAGCGUGGAUCGCGAAUUCAUACAAAUCAUCUCAGACAAAGGCACGAAAAAAUGACAAUGGAUGGGAAAUGAGUUCAAAAACGUAAAAAAUAUGAAAGAAACCAAAAUAAAGAAACAAUCUACACGAAACAUGGCAAAUCAUGAGAAUAAAAUAGAAAAAAAAUCGAAAGAGUCGAAAUGUACUGAUCAAGAACAAUUAAAAAAAAACGCAUUUUACGGAUAUUUAAUGCUUAUAUUAUAAGGAACCGUAUACCUUCUGUAAGAAAAUGCAAUGAAAUUAAAAAUAAUGUCGCUGCGUUAAACACGGUUGAGUGUGAAUAUAUUCAAGAUAUUAUUCGCAAGCAAAUUAAUAAUCGUACUUAGAAUAUCUGGUAGUAUGAAAAUAUCAAAUAUCAUUUUUUAACAGAGUUGCGUCGUAAUUUUGAUUCUAAUUUAUGCAUGUCCAUUAGAUCAUUUACAGUGUAAAGUUCAGUUGGUAGUAUGCGACAUUAUUUUCCAUUUUUAUUUAUAUUAACUUCUUAUUUCUUAAUAUCUUAUUUUAUUAUACUUAGCAGAUGACUUUUAUUAAAAUAAGGUCCUGAACUUAUUGAUGAAAAUUCAAUUCACUACUUGAAUUUAAUAAUUACGAUGUUAAACACUUACACAAUUAAUUAUCGUACGAAUUUAUUAUAUAUUCUUUGUCAAUCUCAAUUUUAAUAACUAUAAAGAAUGAGUUUCUAGUAAUAUUCAAGUACGUGAUAUUUCAAUAUAAAUACGUAAAAUAUAU
This is a messenger RNA of Microplitis demolitor, 1747 nucleotides long. RefSeq lists its product as uncharacterized. The transcript is spliced from 2 exons. NCBI's taxonomy places the organism in Eukaryota, Metazoa, Arthropoda, Insecta, Hymenoptera, Braconidae. The coding region runs from base 354 to 1067 and encodes 237 amino acids. The record is from RefSeq and is a predicted model, not a curated record.